This is a messenger RNA of Chelmon rostratus (copperband butterflyfish), 2028 nucleotides long. It is a transcript of the gene ccdc92, whose product is annotated as coiled-coil domain containing 92. NCBI's taxonomy places the organism in Eukaryota, Metazoa, Chordata, Actinopteri, Chaetodontiformes, Chaetodontidae. The transcript is spliced from 4 exons. Bases 164 to 1150 code for a protein of 328 amino acids. The record is from RefSeq and is a predicted model, not a curated record.
GGCGAGCCCCUGACAGCAUCACCGACAUGUCCCGCAAGGCAGAACGCACUUAGCCGGUGUGGCUGGUCCGUUCAACGACAAUUUACAACCGUUUACAAGAUCUUCGACGGCCACGUAUUUUUAGCCGUGAGGUUGCAAGGCUGGUGUGUGAACGUAAUCAGCCAUGGCGUCGGCAAACGUAACGUUGGAAAAUCAGCUGCACAGUGCACAGAAAAACCUGCUCUUCCUCCAGCAGGACCACGCCAACACGCUGAAGGGGCUGCACGCAGAGAUCCGCAGGUUACAACAGCAAUGCACAGACCUGACCUAUGAGCUGACCGUGAGAAGCUCUGAUCCCUCAGACAGCAGCGAGGUCCGCUGCAGGGAGCUGCAAAGGAGGUGUGAGGAGCUGGAGGCCCAGCUGAAGAAGAAGGAGGAGGAGAACACGGAGCUGCUCAGGGACCUCGAGCAGAAGAACGCCAUGAUUUCUGUCCUGGAAAACACAAUCAAGGAGCGGGAGAAGAAGUACCUGGAGGAGCUGAAGAUGAAGAGCCACAAGCUGGCCGUUUUGUCCGGGGAGCUGGAGCAGAGAGCGAGCACCAUCGCUUAUCUUACCUCGCAGCUUCACGCCACCAAGAAGAAGCUGCUAGCCGGCAGUUCGUCCGAGGCCAGCCCCAACGUCAGUCCGGUCACCUCGUACAAGCCCACGCCUCCUCCGGCCAAGGACAGGCAGCCCGAAACCCCGCGGCGCCGCAUGAAGAAGAGCCUCUCCCAGCCUCUUCACCCGGAGCUGACAGAGGUGUAUCGGCUCGGCCCAGACGGCAGACGUCUGGUUCUGCGGGAGACGGUGGACGCCAUGCCCGACCCCACGCCCUUCCUGCAGGCUGGGAGAGAGUCCCCCGAACCGCAGGUGGUGCGAGAGCGGCCCACCGUCAUCCCGCCUAUCGCCUCUGAGCGCUCCCCCGUCGCUCCCCUGGGCGCCAUGGCCAGCCCUCGUCACAGCCCCGCUCGGGACCGUCAGUACAGGGCUCACGUGGGCGUGGCUCACCGCAUCCCUCACGGCACCCCUCCCCUGGCGCCGCCACAGGCAGAGCUGGAGACGCUGGCGGUGGACCAGGUCAGCGAGGAGAAGGUCGUGCGGAAGCGCUCGGGAGCCGACAGGACAGUUUAACGCUGCGAUGCUGACGUGCACGUAAACGCUCACACACAUCUACUGUAUACACACUUACACUGCAAGAGCAGGACGGAGCCUGACCCACUGUGUAGCCCGCUUGUUACGCAACACUGCAACAUGAAAACAGAUCAUUUUGUUCACGGUAUUCCAGAAAGACUUUUGUUUUUAUUAAGACACGUUAGAAAAAGACUCCUAUAAAGCAUGCCAAAUGUUUCUUAUUCACAGCCCAGUGAGAUAUUGUAUUAUACACGUCCUUACUUUCACUUCAUUCUGUCUUAUGUGGUGCACAAAACAAACUCUCAGCCAAAUAUCUGCAUCAGUGCCUGCUUGACCGGCUCAGCCACACAGCUGUGUAGUGUAGUCAUGGCUGAUAGCUCCCUUCACAUAUCUGUCUGCUCCAUCUUCUCAACAAUACUCCGGACAUAUCAACAAACUAUAUAUUACAAGAUGUCUGCAGCCGCAUAGGGUAGAACUGAAAUUAUUAAACUAAUAACCCCCGAAUGUCUUUCAUCUUCUUCUAUAUCGGCAUAAUAACGUUACUGUAGGUACAAGCUGCAAAAUGUGCAAUUGAAAGUAGCUGGUGAAAGAGCUGUGACUUCACCUUUCCUCUGUUGAUUUGCAAAAACAGCAGCGGUGCACACGUGUGAAUGCAGUAUGAAAUGAUGGUGAACAGGGCGUAUAUACUGUGAGUGUGUGUGUGUGUGAGAGAGAGAGUGUGUGUGUGUGUGUUUCAGACAGACAGCGGAGAAGAGAGAAUUAAGUUUUGGCUUAAAAAAUAUCCAUUGAUGUUAUUUGAUACAAGGGCAUUUUUGAAAAUACUGCUGUAAUUGGAUUUUGUGAUAUUACUAACUGUACUUUAUAAACUGUACAUUUGU